Xiphias gladius (swordfish) is the source of this 1310-nucleotide messenger RNA. RefSeq names its product DNA damage-inducible transcript 4 protein-like. The transcript is spliced from 2 exons. Gene Ontology annotation, biological process: response to hypoxia; apoptotic process; negative regulation of TOR signaling. Gene Ontology annotation, cellular component: cytoplasm. NCBI's taxonomy places the organism in Eukaryota, Metazoa, Chordata, Actinopteri, Istiophoriformes, Xiphiidae. The record is from RefSeq and is a predicted model, not a curated record. Gene Ontology annotation, molecular function: 14-3-3 protein binding. The coding region runs from base 295 to 975 and encodes 226 amino acids.
GGGGGUCAGGCGCCUGCGGGGUCGGGAGGCCUGGCCUUUGCCUCAUCAAAGGCUCCAAAAAUGUUACCAGGCAGGGUAGAGAACUGAGGACGUGAGCUCCGACCUCAUUGGUUAACAAAUGCAGUGGGCGGGGCGUCCCGGCUUGGGUAUUUAUUGCUUUGUUCCAUUGUUACAGUGUUUUCCAGCUGGUCUGGCUCGCGAGGUCGGGGCCCCAACGGUCGCAGGACACCGCCGCACCUCUGUGUCGCACAAUCCCCCAUCUUUUUUUUGUGUGUUGGGGUUGGUUUUGUAGAGAUGUCUCUUUCUUGCAAUCACUCCCUGGACGGCAGCUUUCCUCCCUCCCCAGCGGAAGACAGGGGUUCGAAGCGGCUGUCCUGGGGCAGCCUGCUGCAGAGGCUGGCCGAGCUGAAGGGGAUCAACCAGAGGGUAACAGCAGAUCAGGGCUGCAGGAGUGAAACUGGAUCUGUGGCAGACAUGUCUCUAUCGGAGUCAGACAGCAGUUUCUUCUGGGAGCCCCUGGAGGAAACCUUAGCCACAGAAGUUGUAGCAACCAUGACACAAAGUCUCAACAACGCCUCACACAUCCUGGGCUGCUCCAAACUCAUCUUACCUGACUGUCUACUACACAGUAUCAGCCAGGAGUUGCUCCACCUGGCCGUGUGUGAGCCCUGCGGCCUCAGGGGAGCGCUCAUCGACCUGUGUGUAGACAGGGGGGAUCAGGGCUCCCUAUGUACCGUGGACCAAAUAGCAGUGGAUGCCACCCUGGUCCCGACCUUCCAUGUGACCCUGGUGCUGAGACUUGAGGCCAGUGGAUUGUGGCCAAAGAUUCAAAAGCUCUUUAAGGGGAGCAAGUCCCUGCAGACACCUGCAACAUCUCUGGGGCACCAAACCACUCUGAGGCUGAGUACGGGCUUCAGAGCUAUCAAAAGAAAACUGUAUUGUUCAGGGGAGCUGCUGAUUGAGGAGUGCUGCUGACCAAGCGCUCCUGUCCCUGACAAGCUGAACUAAAUUCAUGUGGAGCGUGAAACGGAGCUACACAGAUGUCAAAUGGCACUGACAAGAUGGUCCUGAAAUAGCACGUAUGUGUCUCUGUUGGUAAAUUAACGUGUGUAUCAAAGGGUUCCCUGGAACCAACUCAUGUCUCAUGGCAGCUACUCACCCGGUUGCGGGUGAGUCAACAGUGAAGACUCAUGUUUGAACAUGGGUCAGUUUCUUUCCUAUGAAUGUAAAGUCAUACCCUUGAUGGAAUGGCUUAUGUAUUUGAUAGUCAAAUAUUAUCACCUGAAACUUGUGCUUUGUAUUUUUAACAA